AUGCACACAAAGUUACUGUAUACGCACUUGCACAAGUGGCAUCAUGUAAAUAAGAGUCCUGAACCAUUUGAUGAUAUGCUUAUACAUCCGCUGGAAGGGUUUGGCUACUACUUUAUACUUUGGGGCCCUGCAUUCCUGUUUCCGCAAGACGUCAAGUAUGAAGGACUGCUACCCAUACUUCAGUUUAGUGUGCUCAGUGUCUGCUUCAAUAGGUUCUUCUUCUUACUCUACCUCCUGCCAAAUGGAAUCUGCGGCAUCCUAGAUCACUGUGGGAUCAAUUUCGACUUUGGAGUCUAUGCGGCGCGGGAUCACGACCUUCACCAUGAAAAGUUUAAUGUUAAUUACGCAUUUCCACUUCCCAUAAUGGACAUCUUGUGUGGAACAUACGAAGGAUCCUAUUUAGGAGUACGGUAUAUACCGACAAGGAAGCUGAGGGGUCGAUUUGGGGUAGAGACGAGAGACUUGCUGGUUUCGUCUGUAAUCAAGUCAGCUGGUAUCGAGAAGGCCAAGCCACGACGAUCGUCGAAAGGGAGGGCCGUCAACCAGUAA
Synchytrium microbalum is the source of this 549-nucleotide messenger RNA. RefSeq lists its product as uncharacterized. Gene Ontology annotation, molecular function: oxidoreductase activity; iron ion binding. The record is from RefSeq and is a predicted model, not a curated record. The transcript is spliced from 3 exons. NCBI's taxonomy places the organism in Eukaryota, Fungi, Chytridiomycota, Chytridiomycetes, Synchytriales, Synchytriaceae. Bases 1 to 549 code for a protein of 182 amino acids. Gene Ontology annotation, biological process: lipid biosynthetic process.